UAACAUCCAGUCAGCCAUUUACUCGCUAACUACGCGAGCACGUUCAUCCGGUCGGUACACCCGUAGUGUUGUGUGGGUGCCGUAUUAUUACAUUCAUUUGCGUUUUCCAGAAGAGAGUUGUUUCUUCGUAGAUUUUUCCAUUAUACCGUAAUUUUGUAGCGCAUUGAAAAAACCACAAUGACUGCGGAGGGUCCAGCAAAGGAGGUCGUUGAUAUCCUUCGGCAGUGGGAAGAAGAACACGCAUCGCCCAACUAUGACCCAAUCCCAACUUUAACAAAACUUGCUGUGAUGAUAGAAAUAGAAGCAGAAAACUACCAAAAAAUGGAUCCAGACCCAUUUGAUGAACGCCAUCCCUCAAGAGUGUACCCGAACUGUGCUUUAGGUCACAUGCUGAAAGUCCUUUUUCGCAAAGAUAUUUUCAUGACUAAGCUUGUAAUGGACUAUCUCAGAGAAAACUAUUACUCCCGUCAAAAUAUCAUAGGAAAAGAUGUUCGUAAGCUAAAUAUUGCAGCCUGUCGCUUGAUGUUGGACAUCAUGCCUGGUCUGGAAACAUCUGCAGUGUUUGAAACGCCAACAAAUGAUGCCCUAAUUCAACGUUUGUUUUCGUGGGCAACAGAUGCUCCUGAGCCACUUCAAACUUAUGCGACAGGUUUACUUGCAGCCGCAAUGGAAGUACAAGAUAUUGCUGCUGGGUUUAGGGAAGACAACAACAGGUUAGUUCCCUUGAUGUUAGAAAGACUUCACAAACUUCAAAGAGAAGAAAUGGAAGAGCGGACCAAGGAUUACCAGCAAAAUUGUGCCACAAAUCCAAGACCUUUUGCACAUCUAAACAGUCAUAGUAAAGAUAAUACCUUGGAUUCUUCUCCCCGGAAAAAAAUGAGAACAACCCGCAACAACAAACCACAAACAAUUUCUUUGUAUGAUACCGAUGCAUGUAUGCAGGACACGUUUGCCAAAACAGUGCCAAAAACAAAUGGAAUAUCACAGAAAGACUGUAAAGGAGGGCGGAGAUCAAGUUGUGAACUAGGUAGGAUGUCUCCACCUCGGUCUAAAGCAAGUCCCUGCCGCUUCAACGAAUCUAGCAAUUCAUCCUGGUCAGAAAUGGAACCUUUUCUGAUUGGUUCUGUGCAAAUGUAUCCACCAACCCUUGACACUAGGCAGAUGUUCAUCUUAAAGUAUUUAACUCCAAUGGGAGAAUAUCAAGAGUUCCUGAGUCACGUUUUUGAAAAGAACGCGCUUGGUUUGAUUUUAAAUUUCAUCAACAUCAAGGAAACAAAACGUUCAUCGCGGUUAGCCUUUGAAGCUCUGAAAUACCUAGCUGCACUUCUGUGCCACAAAAAGUUCUCAAUCGAGUUUCUCAGCAUGAAUGGUCUCCAGCAUCUUCUGGAAGUCCCUCAACCAGGCAUUGCAGCAACUGGUGUCUCAAUAUGCUUUUACUACUUAGCAUACUGUGAGGAUGCCAUGGAAAGAGUGUGCUUAUUACCCAAGGAAAUUCUUCAUGAAGUUGUUAGGUAUGGUCUAUGGUUACUAGAAUGUUCACAUGAUUCAGGUAGAUGUCAUGCUACGAUGUUCUUCGGUCUUUCAUUUCAAUUUCAGAUCAUCCUUGAGGAGUUUGACAGUCAAGAUGGACUUAGAAUCUUAUAUAAUGUUAUGAGUAUGUUACAACUCUUAUCAAAUGAAGGUGAUACAGUCAAUGAGGAUGAAGAAUCAUCAGCGAGGCAAAUAGUACGUCAUGUGUGCGUCGCUCUGAAACGUUACUUAGAAGCCCAUCUCUUUAUUCAGGUGCAUAAACUCCAACGAGCUGAAACAGGACUGCCAAGCAAUAAGAUUUGCAAAAGUUCACCGGAAGAAGUUUUAGAGCAGAUUGAAACCAUGAUGGAACUAUUUUCAUUUCGUGACACUUGGGAUCCUGUGAAUAAGCUCUUCAACUUCGGAGGCAUAACUCUUUUAUUGCGAGUCAUUAUUUUUGCUUAUGAGUGGAACUAUUCUGGCAGAGCUGAGACUGUACGCAGUGCACUGGAUGUCCUGAAUAUUUGCUCGAUAAUGCCCUGUGUUGCCCUGCAGUUGUGCCAGCGAGUCGAUCUACCAGAUGACGCCAACACUGUAGGAUUAAAUGUUAUAUUAGGUGCCGCAGAGGGUGAGAUAGUCGCUGAUCCUGAGGUUCAAAAAGCAGCUCUUGGAGUGAUAAUUACCUGUGUUUGUGCUCCUAUUCAUAGGUUUGGUUCCAAAAUUUCAUCAUCUAGUAACUUAAGGAAACGCUCAUCAUACACUAUCAACAGUAAAGGACUUCUGGAAAAAAUUUGGGAAUGUGUCAGAACAAAUAAUGGAAUUAUGGUGCUUCUUUCUUUGAUGACAGUCAAAACGCCUAUCACUGAUGCAGAUUACAUCAGGUGUCUAGCAUGUAGGGCUCUGGUUGGCCUUGCGCGCAGUGAAACUGUUCGUCAAAUCUUGAGCAUGCUGCCACUUUUUACAAACGGAGAAUUGCAAAGGUUGAUGCGGGAUCCAAUUUUGCAAGACAAACGUCAAGAGCAUGUUAAAUUCCAAAAAUAUGCCUUGGAGUUGCUAGAGCAGGUUUCAGGUAAAACAAAACCUGAUGGGUCAGAAUUAGAGGCGUCACUUUCAUAUAUUCAUAGGGCAAAUGUGAUAGCGCAAACGCGCAUUCAGUUUAAUGAUAAGCAGCUGUUCCAGUUGAUUCAUCAGCAUCUUUUGAGUCACGGGAUGAAGGAUUCAGCAGCAAUGCUUCAGAAAGAAGCAGGUCUUCCUGAAUUCAAGAACAACUCCAACAAUCCAUUCCUUUCGCCUUUCACUUACGCAACGCACUCCAAUCAGUGCCGUCCGCGAUGUUUGUCUGGCAACUCCCCCCUCUCUCACCCUCUUCUCAGGUUAAACACAUCAAGCCACCAACAAUCUGAUCUUGCCUCUCCAUCAAACAGUCCAUUAGGUGCAGGAUUCAGUGUACGGGGGGCUGCGACACCAGUUUGUACCAUCAAAGCCAAACCCCAGAAGCUGACUGUGGUAACAUCACAAGCAAGCAAAACUCUGCAGAAGCAGACAGAAUCGGAUCGGCUCUGUACAGCACUAGCAUCGCAGGCAAGCAAAACUCUGCAGAAGCAAACAGUAACGGAUCGCGUUAUCGCAGCAGCCUCACCAGUGCCACUCCAGUCACAGCCCCAAAGCCAAAGACUCACCCCAGAACCGCAUGUAACACUAGAAUCUAUCGUUACUGAGUAUCUCACCAAUCAACAUGCCUUGUGUAAAAAUCCUAUGGUUACCUGUCCUCAGUUUAAUUUGCUUGUACCUCACAAGUGUCCAGAUCCAAAGCCUCGGAAUUUGAUUCCUGGCAACUUCACAAUGCGCUACUGCAAGGGUCUCCAGUCUCGUAGGUUGGAUCAGCGAUUAAUCCACAGCAGGUUUUGCCCUGUACGAACUUUUAGGUUAAGUGAAGACGAUGGUUAUUUCACGUGUUGUGAGUUUCUGUCUGAUAAGUAUUUAAUGGUCGGCACGUAUGGAGGAGAAGUUAAAAUGUUCAACCUUCAAACUGGCGCUGACGAUUUGACAUAUGCUUGUCAUGAAGGCUAUAUAUCAAACUUAGAAUGUAAUAAAGCUGGAAAUCUCCUUCUAUCCUCAACAACUUGGAGACGGCCUUUAUCUGCCAUGUGGAGUGUUGACAAAGUUUUUGAACAGAAGUAUGCAUUCUAUGAAGAAGAGUUUAUAGAAUUUAGCAAAUUAGUCCAAGAUAAAGUUAUAGGAACCAAAUCUGAUAUUGCAACGAUUUACGAUAUCGAGACAGGGAAGAAACUAUGUUCAUUAAAGCCAACAAUGUCCAAUCAGUACAACAAAAAUCGAGCUACAUUUAGUCCCACCGAUGAACUAGUCCUCUCUGAUGGUGUCCUCUGGGAUGUCAAUUCGGGCAAAGAGAUACACAAGUUAGAUAAACUGAACCAAACUCUCAGUGGUGUCUUCCAUCCAAAUGGCCUAGAAAUCAUAUCAAACACAGAAGUUUGGGACCUUCGCACAUUCCAUUUACUCAGGACUGUCUCAACUUUGGACCAGUGUAGUGUUAUCUUCCCUCCAACAGCAGCCGCUAUUUAUGCUGUUUCUUUAGAAAAAGAAAAUGAAGAAGAAUCUGUGUUUGAAACUUCAUUCAAAACACUAGAUCCAUACGACUAUUCAAGUAUAAUCACGGUAGACGUGAAGAAGAACAUUUACCACUUAGCAUGCAACAUGUAUGACACUAGCAUAGCUAUCGUUGAGAAUCUAGGAGACUGUGAAAACGUUGAUGAGUCUACGGUGAGAUUAUACGAUGUUGGCCGCUACCGAGAUGAUGAUGACGAGGGGCAGGAUGAAGAAGAAGAGGAAGAAGAAGACAUGGAAAAUUCCGAUGGAUCAGGCUCAGAUGAUGAUCAGCAAGAUGACGCGGUCAGUUUCAGUAUCAUUGACGGUGGCUCAGGUUCAGAAAUAAGUGAUGAUGGUGGAGAAGAUGACAACGAGUUGGAGAGUGAUGCCGAUGGUGAGGCCGAUGCUGAUGGCUCCUCAAACGAUGACGAUGAUGACUCUGAAAUGGAAGAUCUUGGAUCUUGAGCUGGGCUGUUGAUCAGCCAAACCUAAGAUAAUUUGCUCAUCGUUGAAUCUGAUGACAUUCAAUUAAACUGCACCUGUGAUCGAAAUUUCACUCAUUUAAAUUCCUGCACGAGUGACCAGUCAAGAAUGUGUUUUAUAUCUUUCAUUUUCCUUUGGAACUCAAAGGGACUGUGAGUUCUGUUAUAGCUAAGUUUGUUCAUUUUGUAAAUUUUUUUUUAAUUUUGUUAUUAAGGCAGGUUGAACCUGUUGAUUGAGUUAAGAACUCAGCCACUUUGGUGGCGCUGACCAGUAGCAUGACCCCGGGACUGUCAUGUAAUUUGAAGGUGUAGAAUAUGUGACAGAUAAAAUUCAGGGAAUCUCACUUGACUAGUACAUACAUACCUAGUUUAUAACUUGUUUUACGAAAGUCAUUUCCUAAGGUUUGUGUAUUCUUUGCACUUUUAGUGUGAACUCCAUUUGAGUUUUUUUAGUUUCUUUUUAAGCUUUGCUCAGUUUUUAAGACUCUUUUAUUGUUUGUUUUACUUUGUCCUUUUUCAACCAACAUGUAGUUCUAUUCAUUUUUAUUAACGAACUGCUCUCUUUCUUUCCUUUACUUUUUAAAAAAAGGAUUUUAUCAGUGAUUUUCAUUUCCAAACAUUUCACCACAAAAAAGUUUUUUAUAAUUUCUUGCGACCUCAAGUUGCUUUUAAAAAAAAACAAACGAAAAACUAUUCACUCGCCUAUCUACUGUAUUAAUCAUCUCUUUUUUGUCUUUGUUUGCAUUACUCUGUCGUCAAGAAUGAAUAAAUGUUUGUCCUCAAACCUA
This is a messenger RNA of Bemisia tabaci, 5386 nucleotides long. RefSeq names its product LisH and WD40 domain-containing protein mahjong (gene mahj). Gene Ontology annotation, cellular component: Cul4-RING E3 ubiquitin ligase complex; nucleus. Gene Ontology annotation, biological process: protein ubiquitination. Gene Ontology annotation, molecular function: protein binding. The record is from RefSeq and is a predicted model, not a curated record. NCBI's taxonomy places the organism in Eukaryota, Metazoa, Arthropoda, Insecta, Hemiptera, Aleyrodidae.